Messenger RNA from Mucor mucedo, 1360 nucleotides. RefSeq lists its product as uncharacterized. Gene Ontology annotation, molecular function: DNA-binding transcription factor activity, RNA polymerase II-specific; RNA polymerase II cis-regulatory region sequence-specific DNA binding. The record is from RefSeq and is a predicted model, not a curated record. Lineage: Eukaryota; Fungi; Mucoromycota; Mucoromycetes; Mucorales; Mucoraceae. The coding region runs from base 93 to 1139 and encodes 348 amino acids. Gene Ontology annotation, biological process: regulation of transcription by RNA polymerase II. The transcript has 3 exons.
GAAAUUAUUUUAAACUUUUCGAUAAAGAUUUAAAUCAUCAAAGCCAAAUUCAUCUUUUUUUAUCUUUCUCUCUUUCUCUCUCUCUCUCUGAAAUGUAUUCCAACAACUAUCAACCCACCUUUGAUUUAACCUCCCAUUUGUCUCCCUCGGACCUUGAGUUUGACCGCUGCUUAAACACCAAUUAUCAACAGCAACGCAGUGACAGUAUCGAUUACAGUCGUCGCCCAAGCUAUUUUACUGGUCUCUUAAGCAACAAUAAUAAUAAUAAUAAUAAUAGCAGUGAAGCCAGCUAUUCUGAUGGAGAGCAACAAACACCCAGUCCAUUCAAUAGUUAUGAAGAUUAUCAAUAUCAUCAUCCACUUGAUAACAGCAACAAUAAGCGUCGUCUUAGUACAUUAGUCGAAUUACCUCAUCUUAGUUAUUCUCAACAAGCUUCUAUGACUUAUCAUCAUGGUGGUUGGAUUGGUCAACAUAAUGUCGCCACUUCUUCUUCUGGUACGAAUAGUCCUCAACGCUGUAAUUCAUCACCCAUGAUUUAUGCUAAUCCUGCUGUGGAUAUGUAUUCUCCUCAAACCUAUUUAACCUAUAACCAUCACUCUGGUUACCCACUUGUAGACAAUGUCAUGAUGACUUCUCUUCCUUCCACUACUACUACUACUACUACUGCUGCUGUUACUGCUGAUGGUAUCUAUCGUGAAAGAGCCUCCUCUUCCUCGUCCUCCUCAAGUGAUAGUGCCUUGUCUGUGAGUCCUCCCCCCAGCAGCCGUCGUACCAGUAAAGUCAAUCUCAAGUCCCCUUUAAAACCCACACGCUCACGUGGUCGUAGAGUAUCUAAUAGUCCCAGUAUUGCAGGUCAAAAAGUGUUUACUUGUAAGCAAGAUGAUUGCGGGAAAGUAUUUAAAAGAUCCGAGCAUUUAAAACGUCAUGUCCGUUCUAUUCACACUUUGGAAAAGCCCUUUGAAUGUCCUUAUCACUCAUGCUCAAAACGAUUCUCUCGUUCUGAUAACCUGAACCAACACAUUCGUAUCCAUCGUCAUACAGGCAAAGACAAAAAUAAUAAUAGUAGUUCAACCGCUAGUUCCACUACUGCUGCAGUUAGAAAUAAUUCAUUCAGUAACAACUAUAUGCCCACCUAUUAACUUUUUUCUUCUCUUCCCCCCCCCCAUUUACUUUCUAUUUUAUUACUAUUAUUUUUUUUUCUCUUGCGUUUUAUAUAAGUCUUUUUGCAUUUUUAUUAUACCUCUUUUUUUUCUCUUUCUUUAAAUACUCUUAUUGCAUGCGUUUUUUUUUUUUUUAUUUUACACACACACACACACACACAAACACACACACUUUUUAUAUGGCCCUUUUUUUUUUUUUU